AGUACUAAGAUGUACUACAGUGAAGACACAUUUAAGUGCAUUUUCUGUUAUAAUUAUAGCAUAUAAGGUGUUCAGGAGCUGUUGGUCAUUGCUGAGAGGAUUCAACCACUUGAUUUUCAUGGGUUUUGCACGGUUAUAGACAUUAAGUUGCAAAUGUGCCGAGUGCAAAUGCUACUGGUACUGUUUAACCAAAUACUUGCAGAUGGCUAGCCGUGCUUAUCUUAACACAUUCAUUAUUCCUGUAUGAUAAGAAAUUACAUUCAAAGCAUGUGUAAAUUCUAUUGAGAAGUGUAGUAGAUAUCAGGCUACAGGAAAACGCAUAGUGUUCUGACCUUACAUCAAGUACUGUUGUUUCAUAGUGGACAUUUCUUCAGCAAUGGGCUCUAAGUGCGGCUGUUGUCUUUUUGAAUAUCAAACACCUGUAACGCUGGUUAUUAGGAGCAAAAGAAUAGGAGUCCUCUUCAGACUGAUAGAGUUAUUGAUCAUCGCCUAUGUCGCCAUAUAUGUCUGCUGGUAUCAGCGCGCUUACCAGGACCAAGACUCAGUGAUCAGCUCAGUCAGCACCAAGGUGAAAGGAAACAUUUUGACCAAUUCAUCCAUUGAGGGAGUUCAUGUUUGGGACGUAUCUGAAUAUGUCAUCCCACCCCAGGGAGAAAACUCUUUCUUUCUGUUAACAAAUAUGAUUGUCACUCCUGGCCAGACCCAGAGCAGCUGUCCUGAGAUUCCAAGUGAAUUCACUAAUUGUAAAUCAGACAGUGAUUGUAAAGAGGGAUUCAAUGAAAUCCGUGGCAAUGGUGUUCAGACUGGCCGAUGUGUACAAUACUCAGAUACAAUCAAAACCUGUGAGGUGAUGUCAUGGUGUCCACUUGAAAAUGAUACCAUCAUUCCAAAACCUGCUCUUCUAAGUGCAGCGGAGGACUUCACAGUGCUCAUCAAAAACAACAUACAAUAUCCAAAGUUCAGUUUCAGAAAGCGAAACAUUCUGCAUCACAUCAACUCCACAUACUUAAAAAACUGCACGUUUAAUCGUAAAACAGACCCACACUGUCCUAUUUUCCGUCUGGGGGACAUUGUAACCGAGGCAGGAGAAGACUUCAGCGUCAUUGCUCUUAAAGGUGGUAUUAUAGGGAUUUUCAUUGACUGGAGUUGUAACUUGGACUUCCCAGAACGCUUCUGCAUUCCAAGAUAUUCUUUCAGCAGACUGGACAACAAAAAUCCUGAAAAUAACGUUGCCCCUGGCAACAAUUUCCGAUAUGCUAAAUAUUAUAAAAACAAUGAAAGCAUUGAAACACGGACAUUGAUAAAGGGCUUUGGAAUCCGCUUUGAUGUGAUUGUGUUUGGGAAGGCUGGUAAAUUCCAUAUUGUGCCCACUAUUGUGAAUCUUGGGGCCACUCUUGCCUUUCUUAGCUUGGUGACUGCUGUUUGUGACUGGUUCAUGCUUACUUGUAUCAAGGACCGUGACUAUGCCAAACAUAAAUUUAUUCACGUGGACAAAAAAAGUGACGGUGUGCCACUGAGCUCCAUGGAGAGCACCUCAUAUGGGACUCCAUGAUGGAAUGGACUGGACACUUUCACUACACUUAAAACCAUCAGCAUCAAAUAUGCUCUUGUAUUUUCUUCUUACACUAGGCUACCGUUCAAAAGUUUGGGGUU
Rhinichthys klamathensis goyatoka is the source of this 1653-nucleotide messenger RNA. RefSeq names its product purinergic receptor P2X, ligand-gated ion channel, 4b (gene p2rx4b). Gene Ontology annotation, cellular component: nuclear inner membrane; plasma membrane. The record is from RefSeq and is a predicted model, not a curated record. Gene Ontology annotation, molecular function: purinergic nucleotide receptor activity; extracellularly ATP-gated monoatomic cation channel activity. The transcript has 12 exons. Bases 377 to 1552 code for a protein of 391 amino acids. NCBI's taxonomy places the organism in Eukaryota, Metazoa, Chordata, Actinopteri, Cypriniformes, Leuciscidae. Gene Ontology annotation, biological process: monoatomic cation transmembrane transport; response to ATP.